This is a messenger RNA of Drosophila obscura, 3423 nucleotides long. It is a transcript of the gene Strip, whose product is annotated as striatin-interacting protein 1 homolog. Gene Ontology annotation, biological process: cytoskeleton organization. Gene Ontology annotation, cellular component: cytosol. NCBI's taxonomy places the organism in Eukaryota, Metazoa, Arthropoda, Insecta, Diptera, Drosophilidae. The record is from RefSeq and is a predicted model, not a curated record.
UAAUAAAUAGUAAAAGAUAUAUGUUAUAUAUUUAGAAAAGAAAACACCAAAAUCGAAUGAACACACUUACAAAAAGAGCGAAUUAUAUAUGCCAAGAUUUCUUCCAUUUCUGACUGUCGGACCGCCUUCCUCCAAUCCAUCGAUGAUUAACUUCAGAUCUGGCACGGGAAGAGCAGCGUUCUAUGGCUUUGUGGCGCUGCUCAGGCAUUUUCAGCAGUGCUCAGGUGCCGCCAAUCAUUCCUCUGGACACCCACGAUGUGGACGCCAACUGCGAUGGCCCCGACCUGGAUUUCGUGUACUCCGAUGUGGAUAGCUACCAGAACGAGAUCGCCGAGCUGUACAGCUACACGGAGUACAGUGAAUUUCAGUCGAAUGUAAAGGCAUUCGAGGACCAAAUGGAGCUGUACGACCUGCCGCCCAACUGGCAGAAGCAGGACUCAGCCUCACAGCGCAGCAUUGUGAUGAAGCUCAUCGACCAGCUUGAGGUCUCAAAUCGAACGUUACGAAUGCAGGCGGCUCGGUGCAUCUUGUAUCUGGCGCAGGGCUGUUGGGCCGAGGUGCAAUCGGAUGAGGAGCAGCACCAGAAUACGCGGGACAAUGUGAUUGUGCUCUACGAGCUGGGCGUCUUCUCGUCCUUCAUCGAUCUGCUCAAUAUGGAGAUCGAGAGUGCCUGCUCCCCGGACAUUGUGGCCGUCAAGAUCACGAACGUCACCCUGGUGGACUCGACGGACAUCCGAGUCAUACUCUCUGUGCUGUACAUCAUCACGGAAACCAUUCGCGAUGAGCGCGAAAAAGGCAGUGAGGACUACAAGGAUCUGGCCGAGUCGUUUGUCCAGGAGAUAAAUUCCCCCCUGCCCGAUGGCGAGCUGCUGGCCGUCAAAUUGCUUGGCAUGAUUACGCGCUUCUGCAGUGGCGCUGCUCCACAGUUUCCAAUGAAGAAGGUGGUCCUGCUGCUCUGGAAGGUCUCCCUCCUGGGACUUGGUGGCAUGGAUGUCCUCAAGAAUCUCAAAAACGAGUACCGACUGAAGGUGGGCCUGGAUCCGAUCACAGAGGAUACGCUAGAGGUCACAAAAUGCAUGAGAGCCAGCUCACCCCCCGCCACCGCAACGGAUAUUCUGGAGAAUCAGUAUCCCAAGAGGAAUUUCAAACGAUCCCUGAUGAAGCAGCGCUUCUUGGACGAGCCGGAGCAAAUCGACAUGGAGAUGAGUGGCAACGAGGGAUCGGGAAAUGCCAACAAUGCUGGCGGCAACAACGGUGGCAGCAAUGGCGAGGAGGAACUCCUGCAGUACUAUCGGCCCUUCGAUGAUCCCUCAUCCUCCGCCUCAACCACGGCGACGGCCAAUCCCAACAAUCAGCCCAGCCUCACAGCACCCCUCACCGCAGUGCCCCCAGUGCAGAUCACGGCGCGCCUGCCCUGGACGCCCAAGGUGCGUCAGAAGGACAUCGAUCAGUUCUUGGACAUUUCGCGAAACAAAUUCAUUGGCUACUCGCUGAUUGGGGAUCAUGAGAGCCUGGCGGGCCUGCCGCAGCCCAUACACGAGGGCUUCAAGACGCUGCAGCGGCACAUGUACAUGAGUCUGGCGGAUAUGCAGAUCAAGAAGGAGGAGGACAUUGCCAGGAAUCCCAUUUCCACGCACGAGGAUGAGAUCAAGCUGACGCCCGCAGAGAUCCUGUACCAGGCCAUACUGCCCAAUCUGCCGCAAUACAUGAUAGCCCUGCUGAAGGUGUUGCUAGCUGCCUCGCCCACAUCCAAGUCCAAGACGGAGAGCAUCAACAUAAUGGCCGAUGUGCUGCCCAAGAAGAUGCCGCUGACGGCCACACAGUCGACUAAGCUAACAGUGGACAUGGGCAGGCACAAGGAGAUCAUUGUCAAGGCCGUCUCGGCCAUUAUCCUGCUCUACUUGAAGCACUUCAAGAUCAACCACGUCUAUCAGUUCGAGUUCAUGUCACAGCACUUGGUGUUCGCCAACUGCAUUCCCCUGGUACUGAAAUUCUUCAAUCAGACAAUCACCGAGUACGUCAACACGAAGAACAACAUCCCACUGCUCGACUUCCCCUCCUGCGUGAUCGGGGAGCAGCCGGACCUAAGCGGCGACAGCUUCGUAUAUGGCGCCGACAUGUCCGACAAGCCCUACUCCUGGCGCAAUGUCUUCUCGUGCAUUAAUCUGCUGCGCAUCCUCAAUAAGCUCAUCAAAUGGAAGCAUUCGCGCGUCAUGAUGCUGGUUGUGUUCAAGUCGGCCCCCAUUCUCAAAAAGACGCUCAAGGUGCGCCACGCCAUGAUGCAGCUGUAUGUGCUGAAGCUACUCAAGAUGCAGACCAAGUAUUUGGGCCGCCAGUGGCGCAAGUCCAACAUGAAGACCAUGAGCGCCAUUUAUUCCAAGGUGCGUCAUCGCCUCAACGACGACUGGGCCUUUGGCAAUGAUCUCGAGUCGCGUCCCUGGGACUUCCAGGCGGAGGAGUGCACGCUGCGGGCCUGUGUGGAUCGCUUCAAUCUGCGGCGCUAUCCGGAGGCCACCCAGAAGUGCGGAGCGGGUGGUGGCAGCGGCAACAACGGCGGCGGUGGCGGCACGGCUGCACAGAAUGCAGAGAAUGCGCAGCAGUCAAACAUGAAUGCAGGCAACGGCUAUGGUGGCAAUAAUGGAGGAGCCGACUCGAACGGCUAUGGUGGCAACAACGGAGGAGGAGGCGGCGGCGGCAACAAUAGUGGCAAUAAUCAGCAGCAACAGCAGCAGCUCAAUGACUACGGUGUGGAGGGUGGCUUCCCCAGCGACGAGAUUCUCACACAUUCGGACUUUGCCUUCUUCGGGCACUCGGGCUGGUGGGAUCGCAAAGUGGAGCUGACGGACUACUUUAAGGCAAACUAUGCGGUGUGGCUCGAAGAGGAGGUCUACAACAGUCAAACCGACUGGGAUGCCCUCUAAAAGAAACAAAGAUUAGUUGUCGCUGCCUUUCCGCCUUGACUUGCGGCGGCCCAUAUCCACACCACACCGAUGGCGCCGCUUAAGGCCAUGGCUAGACCCACAACAUAUGCAACAUAUAUAAGCAGAAAAGUUAUUACCAUAAUUCUAAGCAUAAACAAAGUACAUACAUUGAUAUAAUCCGUGUAGUCACCCCCCGAUCAAGAUCACGAUUGGAACAGCAGCAGACCACUUACUCAUUCAAUUGGCAAUAAUAUGGCAGGCCAUGCUGCAGCACUACCUACCCACUACUCACGAUUCUAGCAGGUUGCAUUAACAGAUACGGACACUGAAUACCCAAACUGGCGAUGUCAACCAUGUAUAUUUCAUAUAGCUUUUAGUUUAUAUAUUUAUUAUUAUUAUUUCUCUUGUUCUAAAACGAAAAACACCCCCCUUAACCCCUCCGCUUGGAAUGCAGGAGAUGGCUUCUGUAGCAGAAUAAACAAAUUAAUUAGUUCGAAAUGGA